Hyposmocoma kahamanoa is the source of this 897-nucleotide messenger RNA. RefSeq names its product probable DNA-directed RNA polymerase III subunit RPC6 (gene Polr3F). The record is from RefSeq and is a predicted model, not a curated record. The transcript is spliced from 4 exons. NCBI's taxonomy places the organism in Eukaryota, Metazoa, Arthropoda, Insecta, Lepidoptera, Cosmopterigidae. Gene Ontology annotation, cellular component: RNA polymerase III complex. Gene Ontology annotation, biological process: transcription by RNA polymerase III. The coding region runs from base 1 to 897 and encodes 298 amino acids.
AUGGGUGAAAAUAAUUCAGAAGAAGCACUUAAAGAAAAAAUCGUAGAUAUCGCAAAGAAAUAUCCUAAGGGUAUAUCUGACAAGGAAAUAAAAGCUGCGAUGCCAGACCUUUCUACAGCUGAUCUUGUCUCUGCAAUAAACAAGCUGUUGCAGCAAGGAUGUUUGGAUUUGUUUAAUAAAGACGGAUCUUUAAUUUACAAGUUUAAAGCACAGUCAAGCAAACAGGCAGUUAAAGGAGCAGAUAAUGAAGAGAAAGUAGUAUACAAUUUAAUAGAAGAAGCAGGGAACAAAGGCAUAUGGAUAAGAGAUAUUAGAAUUCGAUCUAAUUUGGCCAACACACAGCUUAACAAGGUGUUGAAAAGCUUAGAAAGUAAAAAGCUUAUUAAAGCUGUGAAAUGUGUGAAUGCAUCAAAAAAGAAAGUAUACAUGCUUUAUAAUUUAGAACCAGAUAGAUCUAUAUCUGGAGGAGCAUGGUAUCAAGACCAGGAUUUUGAAUCAGAAUUUGUAGACAUCCUUAACAAACAAUGCCUGAGGUUUCUGCAGCAGAGAGCUGAUAAAAUGAAGAAUAAUCCCAGAGGACCAAUAGUUGGCCGCACACAAUCUUAUGCAACCGCUGUUGAGGUCCAAAAGUAUAUUACUGAUUUAGGCAUAAGUAAUGUGAAACUUGAAGUAGAAGAUGUGAUAACAAUUUUAAAUACAUUAGUUUAUGAUGGCAAAGCUGAAAGCAGUGUAUACCCAGAUGGCAGCAAAGUAUAUCGUGCCAUAGAAUCACUCUUGCCACCCCCUGGCUUAGUACAGGUGCCCUGUGGUAUUUGUCCACUCAUUCACAAGUGUUGUUCCACAGGACUCAUUACUCCACAAACAUGUGUUUAUAUGAAUGAAUGGUUGGAAAUAUAA